Stegastes partitus (bicolor damselfish) is the source of this 1212-nucleotide messenger RNA. RefSeq names its product leucine-rich repeat and transmembrane domain-containing protein 2-like. The coding region runs from base 1 to 1212 and encodes 403 amino acids. NCBI's taxonomy places the organism in Eukaryota, Metazoa, Chordata, Actinopteri, Pomacentridae. Gene Ontology annotation, molecular function: protein binding. The record is from RefSeq and is a predicted model, not a curated record. The transcript has 3 exons.
AUGAAGGACCUAGACCAGCAUGGACAAAGUCAUCUGGACAGUCUGAUCUGCACGGCUCUGUCCAGUUUGAUGUUGGUUCUACAGGGACUUAUGGGCUCAGUCAGUGGUUGUCCUGGUGUCUGCACCUGCUACAGCAACACAACUGACUGCUCUGCUGUUGGCCUCCUCUCUCUGACACCAAUCCUAGGGCUGCUGGGCCAGGACUCUCUGGCCCUCCGCCUACCCCAGAACAACCUCUCCCUCCUGGGCAAGACUGACCUGUCCAACCUCAGCAGCCUUGAGAUCCUGGAUCUUUCCCAGAACCACUUUUCCACCCUGCAGCCUGGAGCUUUCUUAGGCCUGAGCAGCCUGCGCUGGUUAAAUCUCUCUACUAAUUAUCUUGGCAUACGUCUGCCAACCUCUGAGUUCAACCGCAGCACAGUAAUUGGCCAACGUUUGAGUGAAAGUCAGGAGAGUAUUGGCUUAAGCAAGGAGGUUUUUAAUGGGCUGUGGCAGCUGCGUGGACUUGACCUGUCCUCAAACGGCCUCCUGUGGCUGCCUAAGGGACUGCUGGAUGGGCUUCAGAGACUCACCUGGCUGUCCCUGGCCAGCAACCGGUUGGUGGCCCUGGAGAGAGUCACAUUUGAACCCCUGGUGGGGCUACAGCAGCUCCUGCUGAUGGGAAACCCCUGGGAGUGCGACUGCAAGCUGAGAGACUUCAAGCACUGGAUGGAGUGGUUGAUUUACAGGGAUGGGCAGGUAGAUGCAAUGCAGUGCAGUCUCCCAGGGGAUUUAAAGGGCAGGGACAUCCGCAGCGUGCCAGCAGAGAUGUUCAACUACUGCCUGCAGAGUCCAACCAAGGAGGGCGCGUCAGGUUACGCCACCCGACCUCCCUGCCCGCCCGGUCGGGUCAGCAGCACCGACGAAUGUGUUCGCCAGCGCUACAGGCCUGUCAGUGUCCGCCGGGCACACGGCACACAAAUAGUUGCAGGAGUGGUUUGUGGCACAGUGUGUGUCAUGAUGGUGGUUGCCGCAACCUACGGCUGUGUCUACGCCUCACUGGUGGCACGGUACCAGAGAGAAAUGAAGAGUCGUGGGCAGCCUCUAAUGGCCGAGUCCGGAGCCGACACCGACCUGGAGGACGGGCAAAUGUCAUCGCCGACCUCACCGCAGGAGACGCCGCCUAAAGAGGCCUGCAGCUUUGUGCAUGGUUAUCGAAUCAGCAGCUUCUGA